Colletotrichum godetiae is the source of this 270-nucleotide messenger RNA. RefSeq lists its product as uncharacterized. The record is from RefSeq and is a predicted model, not a curated record. Lineage: Eukaryota; Fungi; Ascomycota; Sordariomycetes; Glomerellales; Glomerellaceae. The transcript has a single exon. Bases 48 to 218 code for a protein of 56 amino acids.
CGUACCUGAGGAAGUGAUUCCCACUCCCCAUCUCACAGCGCCACAAAAUGAAAAGGAAGAGAAUCAAGCUUUCCUCGACUGAUCCCUCGCACCUUGGCCAACCCCCAGUGCCCCCCGUCUGGAUCCUCCAGGCCCCUCAGCUCUCAUUUCCCACCUUCUGCCCGUCCACAAGUGCCAACGGGAGCACGUGGGCAAAGCUGACCCUGUGCGAGUCUUGAAUCUCAACUUAUCGCAACAGAUGGUAGCGAUCAAAGCCCACCAGGAGCUUUU